Molecule: messenger RNA, 1057 nt
Organism: Ctenopharyngodon idella (grass carp)
Lineage: Eukaryota; Metazoa; Chordata; Actinopteri; Cypriniformes; Xenocyprididae
Gene: tectb
Product: tectorin beta
Cellular component (GO): cell surface
Source: RefSeq, a predicted model, not a curated record
AUGGCAGCUGUCGGUGUUCUCUUGGUUCUCCUCCCCAUGACGUGGGCCUGUGCACCUCAGAAAGCUGAUUACGUGAUGGUGUCAUGUUUUCCCAAUGCCAUCAUUGCGAAUGUGCCAGAAUGUCCAUAUGGAUGGGAGAUUGGCCAGCUGUCCUUGGGCGGCGUGUGCUACACUGGAAUUAACACUCCAGGCUUCUAUCGUUUUACCAUCCCAGAUCUCACUCCCAAGAAUCAUUCAUACUGCGGCACCCUGUCUGAGUAUGUAGGAGGCAAAGACCCACGGUACAUAUUCUACAACUCAAUUGUAUCCAACGACUCCUCUCUAACUGUCCGGAACCAGCCUGUCAACUACACGUUCAGCUGCACUUAUAAAGCGGCUUAUCUGGUCAACAACGCCGUGUUUAGCCAAAGAGUGGCAACAGUUUAUGUCAACAACGGGAGUUUAGGUUCUUUUAAGUCUCAGUUGUCUAUGAACGUCUUCACAAACUCAAAGUUCCUCUACGCAAAAGAUGCACCGUAUGUGAUUGACACAUCCGAGAUUGGAUCGGAGGUGUUCAUUGGCAUUGAAGCAAAAGGAUUAAGUAACAGAUUUAAAGUAGUAAUAACAAAUUGCUGGGCAACACCUACUCCAUAUUCAACAGACAGGAAAAGGUGGACUUUAAUUCAGAACAGUUGCUCCUUAGACAACACAGUCACCAUAUUUGAAAAUGCCAAAGACAGUCGGUCCAUGUUCAAGUUCAAUUCGUUCCGCUUUCAGCGGUUAGAGAAAGUGUCCACCGUGUGGCUCCACUGUGAGGUCCAAGUAUGUGACGGGGAGAAGCUGUUCUGUCAGCCGACUCCAUGUACAUCAAGAAGCACUGAAUUUGAACCUGAUCCAAAUGGAGGCAUACUGACCAUGGAGUUUCAAGUCAGAGCACAACACUCCUCCAGUUAUGUCCAUCUUGCAGGCCCAUUUCUGUCUCUGCUGUCCAUAUUUCUACUGAAUGAAUUUUUAGGAUACUUCAGUUUGUAAUGAGGCCAAAUAUGGGUUACUCAAAUGCAAUGAAACAUGCCUUUGC